AGAAACCACAGUAAAGUGUCCAUUAUUACUCUUGUUUUAAAUGCAUGCUGCAAAGAGAAAAUAUGAAUUAUAAAUCAAUAAAGUUACGUGCUUUGUCCAUAUCUCUUUGCGGUUUAUAUUCUCAAGCCUCAAAAGCUCAUCAAUCAAUCAGUGAAGUUCUCGGAGAAGAAAACUAGGUUAUAAAUUGAAGCAGUAAGGAAUCAAUGGUCCUUGUUAGAGACGGGGAUCUUUGAGAACAUAAUAUCGGAAGAUAAUUAUUUCACAUGCCUAUCGCUUAUGCAUGAUGAUCUAAUGGCGGAUUCUGGUAAUUUAAGCCUGAAACAUACUACUAGUAUACUUUUCAGUAUUCCUGAUUUCUUUGUAGGGUUUGGUAAUAGAAGUUCUUCAGAUUCAGACUCGGUUAGGAGCCCCACAUCUCCUCUAGACUUCAGGCCCUUUUCAAAUCUUAGCAACCCAUUUAGACUUGCUAGAUCAUCAUCCCAAAAUGGUAAUCACAAGAAAUGGGAUUGUAGGAAAUCAGGCCUUGGCAUUGUCAAUUCCCUUCUUGAUGAGACCAAAGCUACUAGUGAAGCUCUUGGUUCAUCAAAGAGGAAAACCAUAAUUUUUCGACCACAGGUGGGAAAAAACAAUUCUCAUUCCUCAAAACUUUCUUCUGGUUCAGAAAAUUAUUCCAUGAGAUCCCAGUCCUUACCUAGAAACUAUACAAUUAGACCACUUUCUGAAACGACAUCUCUCAAUCCCCAACUCAAACCAUAUAAAGUGAAUGUUUCCUCUGGGAUCAUGGGACUUCCUGUAGGAUCUGAACAAUCUAAAAAUAUUGCACCAUUUUUGUUGAACUCCAGCAGGGACUCCUCAAAAAAUGUCUCUAUGCAAGGAGAAAGUUCGUUGAGUUUUAAACCAAGCUCACUUCCAGUACCAAUAGUCUCUAACCCUCAAUAUGCAUCCUCUAUCCCUGCUAGAGAGAUGGAACUUUCUGAGGACUAUACCUGUAUAAUUUCUCAUGGUCCAAACCCGAAGACUACUCAUAUUUUUUGUGACUGUAUAUUAGAAUGUAACACAAAAGAUUUAAACAAUGUUGACAAAGAAACAUUCGAGACUGAAUCACCUCCAGUGGGUGAGCUCCAGGAGGGAUUGACACGCGACCCUUCAGAUGAAAUUUUGACAGCCUGUUACACCUGCAAGAAAAACUUGGAUGGAGAGGAAAUUUACAUGUGCAGAAGUGAAAAGGCAUUUUGUAGUGUUGAUUGUCACUCAGAUAAGAUUUUUGCUGAAGAGGAAGCAGAAGAUACUUGGGAUAGGUCUGCAGGAAGCUCUCCUAAAAGCUACCAGGAAGAUCUCUAUUUAUUGGGUAUGCAUAAUCAGGAGACUCGGGACAUAGAGUAGUAGUAGCCUCAUUGGUCUUGUUUUCUAUAAUUUUAAUUUGAUGAUUUCAAGUGGCUAGAAGCCCUGGUCAUCAGUUUUCAUCUCCCUUUUGUUUCUUAAUGCUUUUGUGGGUAAGUUUUCCUGUAGGAAAACACUUUGGAUCCCUGAACUCAUUGUUGAUUGCUUGCGUUUAGUAAUAAUAGCUGCACUUUUUGAA
Molecule: messenger RNA, 1579 nt
Organism: Argentina anserina (silverweed cinquefoil)
Lineage: Eukaryota; Viridiplantae; Streptophyta; Magnoliopsida; Rosales; Rosaceae
Product: FCS-Like Zinc finger 10
Exons: 3
Coding region: 277-1383 (368 amino acids)
Source: RefSeq, a predicted model, not a curated record